AUGACGACGAUGUACAGGCAAGCUCCACUUUGGCGGCUGUUCUGUUGUGCGAUACUCCUGAAAGCUGUUGGUGGAGCGAAACCAAAACAUUCCGUUCAUUUGGACCCCCACUGGGACAAUUUUAAGGCAGAACAUAAUAAAACAUACAUAAGAACUAAUGAACACCACCAUCGCUCAGCAUGGGAGGAGAACUUCCACCAUAUUAACAGACACAACGAAGAGGCUGAAGGUGGAAAACACAAUUACACGCUAAAUUUGAAUCAUUUAGCUGACAUGCCUAUACAUCUGUACAAUAGACAUUUUACAAGUCUUUCGUCAAGCAAAUUAACCAAAGAUACCGAUAUUCACACCGAUCCGUUACAACAUCAUACGAGAUCAAUUCCCGAAGAGGUUGAUUGGCGGGAAAGGGGGUUCAACACUCCCGGAUGGAAUCAGCUGGACUGCGGUGCCUGUUACGCUUUCAGUAUAGCUUCAAUGCUCGAAGGACAGCUGUUCAAAGCCACAGGAAAGUUGCACACGUUGAGCUCACAACAAAUUAUUGACUGUUCAAUCGCAUAUGGAAACCUCGGUUGCUCCGGGGGCUCUUUAAAAAACACACUGCAGUAUCUCCAGAGAGUUGGGGGAAUUAUGCAAGGAAUCGAGUAUUCGUACAAAGCGAGGAAAACAUUGUGCCAUUUUAAAAAGUUUAGAGCGGUAACUCAAAUUGAAAACAUUUCAAUACUGCCACAAUCCGAUGAACACGCACUAAAAGCAGCUGUGGCACUUAUAGGACCCAUCAGCGUAUCAGUGAAUGCAAGUCCAAAAACAUUUCAACUGUAUUCAUCUGGAGUAUACGAUGAUCCAGCCUGUUCGUCCAGCAUCGUUAACCACGCUAUGUUGCUGGUGGGGUACACGAAGGACGCUUGGAUUUUGAAAAACUGGUGGAGCUCUAAAUGGGGUGACGACGGUUACAUGUACUUGGCCCGCGGAAAGAACCAGUGCGCAGUGUCCACCUACGCGGCUUACGCUACAAUAUUACUGCCACACCACCAACCAUUACCAUCGACGCAUCAUUACGGUUGA
Metopolophium dirhodum (rose-grain aphid) is the source of this 1062-nucleotide messenger RNA. Its product is annotated as procathepsin L. Lineage: Eukaryota; Metazoa; Arthropoda; Insecta; Hemiptera; Aphididae. The transcript has 8 exons. Gene Ontology annotation, molecular function: cysteine-type endopeptidase activity. Gene Ontology annotation, cellular component: lysosome. The record is from RefSeq and is a predicted model, not a curated record. Bases 1 to 1062 code for a protein of 353 amino acids.